This is a messenger RNA of Apus apus (common swift), 928 nucleotides long. It is a transcript of the gene CRYAB, whose product is annotated as crystallin alpha B. Gene Ontology annotation, molecular function: protein folding chaperone; structural constituent of eye lens. The coding region runs from base 273 to 797 and encodes 174 amino acids. Gene Ontology annotation, biological process: response to heat; protein refolding. NCBI's taxonomy places the organism in Eukaryota, Metazoa, Chordata, Aves, Apodiformes, Apodidae. The transcript has 3 exons. The record is from RefSeq and is a predicted model, not a curated record.
AGCUUGUCUUCUUGCUGCCCCAUUAGGCUCCUCUUCUUCUUCUCCCCUUCCCCCUCCUCCUCAGCAGGGCGUUCACAUCCCCCAGGCGGCUACUGGGCACGGCUGAAGGGACCAGCCCAGGAGUGGGACAAUAAAAUCCCUGACACCACUGUUCAAGGGGCCUCGGGAGGGGGGGGACGAAGGCCAGGCCCAGCUGCAGGGUAUAAAGCUGUCCCCUGCUCCCCAGCACAGCCCAGCAGCCCCGGCUUGCCAGGCUCCUCCGGCGCACUCCAAUGGAUAUCACCAUCCACAACCCCCUGAUCCGCAGACCCUUCCUGUCUUGGUUGGCACCCAGUCGCAUCUUUGACCAGAUUUUCGGGGAGCACCUGCAGGAGUCAGAGCUGCUCCCUGCUUCCCCCAGCUUCAGCCCCUUCCUGAUGAGAUCCCCCAUUCUUCGGAUGCCCAGCUGGCUGGAGACGGGACUCUCUGAGAUGCGGCUGGAGAAGGACAAGUUUUCUGUAAACCUCGAUGUGAAGCAUUUCUCCCCUGAGGAGCUGAAGGUGAAGGUGCUUGGGGACAUGAUAGAAAUCCACGGGAAGCACGAGGAGCGCCAGGAUGAGCAUGGCUUUAUUGCCAGGGAAUUCAACAGGAAAUACAGGAUCCCAGAUGAUGUGGACCCUCUGACCAUAACAUCAUCCCUCUCUCUGGAUGGCGUCCUGACCGUGAGCGCACCCAGGAAACAAAGCGACGUCCCCGAGCGCACCAUCCCCAUCACCCGAGAGGAGAAACCUGCCAUUGCAGGAGCCCAAAGGAAGUAGGCUGCUAUUUAAAGCCACCCCGGGGGGGGGGCCAUUCAAGAGCACUUUUCACCAGAAGCCAGCUAUACCGAAUGGCUACUCUUAUUAUUUAUGCUGAGUAAGUUUACUAAUGAAUAAAACAUGAAUAAGCA